UUCAAGGAAUGAAAAAUAACAGUAAUGGAUCAUCAGUACAUUUAGAUUCUGAUUUCUUAUCAAAAUUUCCUCUAAAUGAUUCUACAAUGUAUCUAGAUGUAGAACAUUUGACUUUAAAUGAUUUUUCUUUUAAAAUUAAAUUGGAAUAUUUUAUAAAAAAUGUUGGUGGUUCUAAUUCCAAAAAUCAUGUACAGCGAAUGAUGGGAAAAUUUUUUAAUGACGAAUAUGUUACAAAAUGCACUAGAACCGGCCGUGGAAAAGACAAAACAACAACGGUUGGGCAAUCUGAACUUCUAAAUGUUUUAAAAAAAGUUGUGAAGGAGUGUAGCAGUGGUAGUUCUGUAGAACUUACAGAUUCAAAUUUUAAAAAUAUUGUAGCUAAGUGGUUGAGAUACUCAAGCAUAAGAUUAGCUAGAUCAAAGAAAGCUGACUAAUUUUACUUCAAUUAUUUUUAUUUACCAGACUGAGCUUUUUGAAUGUUCAGUAUUACA
This is a messenger RNA of Aphis gossypii (cotton aphid), 491 nucleotides long. RefSeq lists its product as uncharacterized. The transcript is spliced from 3 exons. NCBI's taxonomy places the organism in Eukaryota, Metazoa, Arthropoda, Insecta, Hemiptera, Aphididae. Bases 9 to 434 code for a protein of 141 amino acids. The record is from RefSeq and is a predicted model, not a curated record.